Brassica rapa (field mustard) is the source of this 3217-nucleotide messenger RNA. RefSeq names its product chaperone protein ClpC2, chloroplastic. The record is from RefSeq and is a predicted model, not a curated record. Gene Ontology annotation, cellular component: cytoplasm. Gene Ontology annotation, molecular function: ATP binding; ATP hydrolysis activity; protein binding. Gene Ontology annotation, biological process: cellular response to heat. NCBI's taxonomy places the organism in Eukaryota, Viridiplantae, Streptophyta, Magnoliopsida, Brassicales, Brassicaceae.
AGGAGUAAUCCAACGGUGAAUAAUAGGUAGGUGAGAUGAUAUGAACGGCGGCGAUGCUUGUAGUAGAGAGCGAUAAAAAGAGAGAAAGAAAGAAAUCUUUAUUUGUUUCGUCUUCGCUUUCCUAUCUCUUUCCUUCCCCACACGGGCCGACCAUUAAAAGAGAGUCUCUCUCUCGCUUUCUCGCACUUCUCCAUCCAAAGGGCCAAAGGCGUAGUAGAUAGCCUCCAACUCUUGCAUCAUGGCUAGGCUCUUGGCUAAUUCUACAUCCCGUUCUUUACUUGGUUCCGGAAGAGACUUUCAGUCAGAAGACUACAGAAAACCAAGAAGAUGUGUGAAGAUGAUGUACACUUCUCAAACAUCCGUUUUGAGUAUCCAGAGCUUCUCUGGUUUAAGGGCUUCCAAUGCGCUGGAUCGGGUGGCAAGGCCUAGCCACGACUUUUUCGGUAAGGUUAACCUUCAAAUGUCUUCUUCCCGGAGAGAAAAAGCUAGCCGAGGUGUAACAAAAGCCAUGUUUGAGCGGUUUACCGAGAAAGCAAUCAAGGUCAUCAUGCUGUCUCAAGAGGAAGCUCGGAGGCUUGGCCAUAACUUUGUUGGCACUGAGCAAAUACUGUUGGGACUGAUUGGGGAAGGCACUGGAAUCGCUGCAAAGGUUCUUAAAUCCAUGGGGAUCAAUCUUAAAGAUUCUCGUGUGGAGGUGGAAAAGAUCAUUGGAAGAGGCAGUGGUUUUGUGGCUGUGGAGAUCCCAUUUACUCCUCGUGCAAAGCGUGUCCUGGAGCUCUCACUUGAGGAAGCUCGCCAACUUGGGCAUAACUACAUUGGGUCAGAGCAUCUUCUGCUUGGUCUUCUUCGUGAAGGGGAAGGUGUUGCAGCUCGUGUCCUGGAGAAUUUGGGUGUAGAUGCUAGCAACAUCCGGACGCAGGUUAUACGUAUGGUGGGAGAAAACAAUGAAGUGACGGCAAGCGUGGGUGGAGGAUCUAGCGGAAACAGCAAAAUGCCAACACUAGAAGAGUAUGGGACCAACUUAACUAAACUAGCAGAAGAGGGUAAACUGGAUCCAGUUGUUGGAAGGCAGCCACAGAUAGAAAGAGUGGUCCAGAUCUUGGCUCGAAGAACCAAGAACAACCCUUGUCUUAUUGGAGAACCUGGAGUUGGUAAGACAGCAAUAGCUGAAGGACUCGCACAGAGAAUUGCCAGUGGAGAUGUCCCUGAAACAAUUGAGGGGAAGACGGUGAUAACCCUUGAUAUGGGUCUUCUUGUGGCUGGAACGAAGUACCGUGGAGAAUUUGAAGAAAGGUUGAAGAAGCUGAUGGAGGAGAUCAGACAAAGUGAUGACAUAAUCCUGUUUAUUGAUGAAGUGCACACUCUGAUCGGUGCAGGAGCCGCUGAAGGUGCCAUUGAUGCUGCUAACAUCUUAAAGCCAGCUCUUGCAAGAGGUGAAUUGCAGUGUAUUGGUGCAACAACAUUGGAUGAGUACAGGAAGCACAUUGAGAAAGAUCCUGCACUGGAGAGACGGUUCCAGCCUGUCAAAGUACCUGAACCAACUGUAGACGAAGCUAUACAGAUCUUGCACGGUCUGCGUGAGCGUUAUGAGAUCCACCACAAGCUCCGCUACACUGAUGAAGCUUUGGUUGCUGCUGCGCAGUUGUCACAUCAGUACAUCAGUGACCGGUUUCUUCCCGACAAAGCCAUUGACUUGAUUGAUGAAGCUGGAUCUCGGGUUAGGCUGCGUCACGCUCAGGUCCCUGAGGAAGCUAGAGAGCUUGAAAGGCAACUCAGACAGAUCACUAAGGAGAAGAAUGAAGCUGUAAGAGGCCAAGACUUUGAGAAGGCUGGUUCUCACCGGGACCGGGAAAUAGAGCUUAGAGCCGAGAUAGCUGCUGUUUUAGCCAAAGGCAAAGAAGUGAACAAAGCUGAGACUGAAGCUGGCGAGGAAGGGGGACCUACUGUCACUGAAUCCGACAUCCAACACAUUGUCUCCACCUGGACAGGAAUCCCAGUAGAGAAAGUCUCCUCUGAUGAAUCUAGCCGUCUUCUCAAGAUGGAGCAGACUCUUCACACAAGAGUCAUUGGCCAAGACGAAGCCGUCAAAGCCAUUAGCAGGGCCAUCCGACGUGCACGUGUUGGACUCAAGAACCCGAACCGGCCAAUAGCAAGUUUCAUCUUCUCUGGUCCAACCGGUGUGGGGAAAUCAGAGCUUGCCAAAGCCUUGGCUGCUUACUACUUCGGCUCAGAGGAAGCAAUGAUCCGUCUGGACAUGAGUGAGUUCAUGGAGCGACACACCGUUUCGAAACUCAUUGGUUCGCCUCCUGGUUACGUAGGAUACACGGAAGGAGGUCAGCUAACGGAGGCGGUUAGACGCAGGCCCUACACGCUUGUCCUCUUCGACGAAAUAGAGAAAGCUCAUCCUGAUGUUUUCAACAUGAUGCUUCAGAUCCUAGAAGAUGGCAGACUAACUGACAGCAAAGGAAGAACGGUUGAUUUCAAGAACACGCUUCUGAUCAUGACAUCAAACGUAGGAAGCAGCGUGAUUGAAAAGGGUGGUAGAAGAAUCGGGUUUGAUCUCGACUACGACGAGAAAGACAGCAGCUACAACAGAAUCAAGAGCCUAGUGACUGAGGAACUGAAACAGUAUUUCAGACCAGAGUUCUUGAACAGGUUGGAUGAGAUGAUUGUUUUCAGACAGUUGACGAAGCUGGAAGUGAAGGAGAUUGCUGAUAUAAUGCUUAAAGAAGUGGUGGUGAGGCUUAAGGACAAGGAGAUUGAGCUUCAAGUGACUGAGAGGUUUAAGGAGAGAGUGGUGGAUGAAGGGUUCGACCCGAGCUACGGUGCAAGGCCGCUGAGAAGAGCGAUUAUGAGGCUGUUGGAAGAUAGCAUGGCGGAGAAGAUGCUUUCAAGGGAGAUUAAAGAUGGAGACUCUGUGAUUGUUGAUGUUGAUGCUGAAGGAAGUGUGGUUGUGUUGAAUGGUAAGAACGGAAGUGGUGACGGUUUUGUUGCUGAAGAAGCCAUGGAGGAUCCAAUUCCUGUGUUGUAGAAGGGAAGAGGAGAGUUCUAGAGAUUUUAUUUUUCUUCAUCUCUUUGAAGUGUUGUUGGUUGAACUGUCUCAUUUGAUUUUGUUUUUGCAUUUUUAAAUUGUUUCUGGAUAUUGAUUGCUCGGGAACCAUGGGGAGCUUCCCUCAACACGAAAAAAUGAAAUGAGAAUAACAUGGUCAGAGCUGAA